UUACUUGUUAUCUUUUUGGUCAAGGAUUUAUUACGUAAAUUAAUUAUUAUUUUAUAUAAUAUCUUAAUUUUAUGAUAAAUUAUUUUUGAAUACGUACAGUUCGUAAUUGCUGACAUAUCGAUUAGUUACAUUUAUUUUAAUUAAAUACAGUAUUAUUAUUAUUAUAUAUACAUAUAUAUAGUAAUUUGGGUGUUAUUGGUUUUAGUAAUUUCGAGGAUUAAAAUAAUAAAUAAUGGCUAAAGAACAAGCCGGACAACAGUUCAAAUUGCUACCGAAAAUAAUAAAUGGAGGAAUUGCUGGUAUUAUUGGAGUGUCUGUUGUAUUUCCACUGGAUUUGGUUAAAACGAGAUUGCAAAAUCAAGUUAUUGGCCCUGAUGGACAAAAAAUGUAUUCUUCUAUGCUGGAUUGCUUCAAAAAAACAUAUCAUGCUGAAGGAUACUUCGGAAUGUACAAAGGAUCAGGAGUUAAUAUCCUUCUUAUAACUCCUGAGAAAGCUAUCAAGUUGACUGCUAAUGAUAUGUUCAGACACUACUUGUCAACAGGACCUGGAGAGCCGUUGCCAUUAGUACGUGAAAUGAUUGCUGGUGGAUCUGCUGGUGCUUGUCAAAUAAUAAUAACAACUCCAAUGGAAUUAUUGAAAAUUCAAAUGCAAGAUGCUGGCAGAGUUGCUGCUGCUGCAAAAAGCGAAGGAAAAACAGUACCAAAAGUAUCAGCUCUGUCAUUAACACAAGCUUUAUUAAAAAAAAAAGGUAUUCUAGGACUCUAUCAAGGAACAGGUGCUACCGCUUUGAGAGAUGUUACAUUUUCAGUUAUUUACUUUCCACUUUUCGCUCGAUUAAAUAGUCUUGGACCUAAGCGUGAAGAUGGAUCAUCCGUAUUCUGGUGCUCAUUCUUGUCUGGCUGCGCUGCUGGUUCAACAGCAGCAUUAUUAGUUAAUCCAUUCGAUGUUAUAAAAACUCGAUUGCAAGCUAUCAAUAAAGCUCCUGGUGAACCGACUUACAAUGGAGUUUUAGAUUGCAUAGGAAAAACUUUAAAGAAUGAGGGUCCAACAGCAUUCUUCAAAGGCGGUGCUUGUAGGAUGAUUGUAAUAGCCCCACUGUUUGGUAUCGCACAAACAGUUUAUUACCUCGGUGUUGCGGAACGUCUUCUUGGUCUAAACUAGACAAUAAUUAUCAAUAUAAAUACUGCCAUACUUUAAUGUAUUCUGCCCGUUACUCAGUGAUUGACAAUAAUAGAUAUUAAAAUGUUCUUCAAGAGGACUAGCUAAGACAAUAUAGUUAUAUUAGCCAAAUUUUAAUUAAUUAUUAUUGUGAUAACAUUUGUUAUCUUAAAUGUAUAUUUUUUUGCCGCUUGAUAUUUUUUUAUACGGUCAUUGGUAUAUUUUAUAUUUUUUAGAGAUUUUUUAACUAGUCAAUUCUUAUUUUUUUUUUUUUUAAUUAUUAUCAUAUUGUACUUUUUUUUUUAUAUUAAUUCAUGAUAUUAAAAAAUUAUUUUGCUAGCAAAUUUUUAAUCUACAGAAUUUUAAAUUGGGUUUUAGUAGCGCACACAAUGUAAUAUAUAUUUAUGUAAUGUAAAUUCUUGAAGCUUUAUUUUAAUAUUGAUCCAAUUAAAGUAUUGAGAGUUUAAUAAAUACUACUGUUAAGUACGCAUAUCUUCCGUCAAUAAAAAUAAUAGUAUUGCUUAUUAUUGCUGUUACAAUGUAUUUUAAAUAAAAAUAUGUCAAUUGUAUUAAUAAUAUAUAAAUAUAUAUAUAUAUAACAGUUCCAACGAUAUUUAAUGACUGUCGCCAAUAAAUAAAAUUACAAUAAUAUUUUAUUGAUGUUAUACUCUACCAUCGAAUUGUAAUUGUGAUUAUACAAGAUAAUAAAAGUACAGAACAAACAG
Messenger RNA from Microplitis mediator, 1884 nucleotides. RefSeq names its product mitochondrial glutamate carrier 1-like. The record is from RefSeq and is a predicted model, not a curated record. Gene Ontology annotation, molecular function: L-aspartate transmembrane transporter activity; L-glutamate transmembrane transporter activity. Gene Ontology annotation, biological process: aspartate transmembrane transport; L-glutamate transmembrane transport; malate-aspartate shuttle. The transcript has 7 exons. Lineage: Eukaryota; Metazoa; Arthropoda; Insecta; Hymenoptera; Braconidae. Bases 233 to 1162 code for a protein of 309 amino acids.